AGGCUAGCAGUAAAAUAUCGAUACUAUCGAUAGUGCCCUCGAUGGUUUGACACUUCUACCCAUCGCUCGUUCUUUCGUAAACCGGACGUUCCGACGUGCAGACAUGGCAUCGAAAGUUUCGCGUGACACGCUCUAUGAGGGCGUCAGUGGAAUUCUGGAGAAUUCGCUGAAGAAGAAGCGUGGCUUCCUCGAGACGGUGGAGUUGCAAAUCGGCCUCAAGAACUACGAUCCCCAGAAGGACAAGCGUUUCUCCGGCACUGUCAAGUUGAAGCACAUCCCACGUCCCAAGAUGAAGGUGUGCAUCCUUGGCGAUCAGCAGCAUUGCGAUGAGGCCAAGGCUAAUGGCGUUGAGUUCAUGGAUGCCGAAGCCCUGAAGAAGCUGAACAAGAACAAGAAACUUGUGAAGAAGCUGGCCAAGUCUUACGACGCGUUCCUGGCUUCCGAGUCGCUCAUCAAGCAGAUCCCACGUCUGCUGGGUCCCGGUUUGAACAAGGCCGGAAAGUUCCCUGCCCUGCUGUCGCAUCAGGAGUCGAUGAUUGGCAAGAUCGAGGAGGUCAAGUCCACCAUCAAGUUCCAGAUGAAGAAGGUUCUGUGUCUGUCGGUCGCCGUCGGACACGUUGGCAUGAAGAGCGAUGAGCUUGCCCAGAACGUCAACCUGUCGAUCAAUUUCCUGGUCUCGCUGUUGAAGAAGAACUGGCAGAAUGUGCGCUCGCUGCACAUCAAGUCCUCCAUGGGCCCACCCCAGCGUCUCUACUAGAUGUCUAUAAUUUUUAACAUCCGAUAAUAAAUGAGGAAUUACAUUUUGCUAAAUGUAUCUUAA
Messenger RNA from Drosophila obscura, 820 nucleotides. RefSeq names its product 60S ribosomal protein L10a-2 (gene RpL10Ab). The transcript is spliced from 3 exons. The record is from RefSeq and is a predicted model, not a curated record. Gene Ontology annotation, molecular function: structural constituent of ribosome; RNA binding. Gene Ontology annotation, biological process: translation. Bases 104 to 757 code for a protein of 217 amino acids. Gene Ontology annotation, cellular component: large ribosomal subunit. Lineage: Eukaryota; Metazoa; Arthropoda; Insecta; Diptera; Drosophilidae.